Molecule: messenger RNA, 3124 nt
Organism: Paramisgurnus dabryanus
Lineage: Eukaryota; Metazoa; Chordata; Actinopteri; Cypriniformes; Cobitidae
Source: RefSeq, a predicted model, not a curated record
AGAGAGUUUAAGAGAUUUUUUUCUUACCCCAUUGGCAGAUAGUUUUACUUGUUUAAAGCACAAAUUCACUUAAUUUGUAUAAAACUAGAUUUUGCUCAUCAAUUUUUUUAUUUUAAUUUAAUAUUUUUUUUAUAUAUUUGUACUGAAAACAAGACAAAAUUACUAAGUAAGAAAGUAAUUUAUUUGCAGUGCACAGUAAAGAUUAAAUUAUAUUUCUUAAAAUAAGUAACAGGUCAUAUUUAGAAACUUAAAGCCCGCCCCAUCUCACUGAGCAGCCAAUCACAGCUCAGAAUGAUCAGGAGGAUCUGGAAGUGCUCUUAAUUUUCUUUUCAUUUAACAGCUUAACUUUUCCAACUUGUUGUUAAACUAAACUAUUUUUAAAAUGUAUUUUAAUCUAAAUUGAAUUGACUGACAUUAAACAGUAUUUAUAUAAUACAAAUAUUAGUAUAGUAUUUUAUUUUAUUGUAAUAUAUGUAUACACACAAUAUAGAGAGAGAUAUUAUUAUGAGUUAAGAUUGAAGUCCCUGUAAUGAUGUUGAGAUGUGAUGAUGUAAUGACAGGUGAUAAGAGAUUUAAAGUAACACGUUUACCAUGUGCUGAGAUUGACCAGCUAACCAUAAACAACAGAUGCUUUAUAUUUAUAUUCAAACAUUUAACCAGAUUUAUUCAUCUGUUUAACUACAUUUUUGAUGAUUUAUGUUUUUACUGUACAUUUAUUCUUUAACAUUGUGCGGCCUGUGUUAAUGUGACCCUGAUUUGCAGCAUUAAAAUUAGAUUUCACAUUGAUUUCUUGAUCUUAUUCAGUUAAUAUUAAAGAUAUCAAGAUAAUAUUGAUCUUUACAUGAUGUAUGAUGAGUUUAUAAAAUGAUUUUUGAUGAAGGUUGAGGUGGUUAAAGAGGUUAUUAGAGGCUGGGUUUGGUUGACGUCACAGAGUUAAUCCGUCCCUGAAUCUUGUGUGUGAGCGCAUGUGAUAAAGAGCAGCACAGGUGCAUUCGUUCAUCAGUCUCUCCUAACACAUCUCAUCCACAGGAGUCACAGAAUCUGAGCCGUGAUGGGACGCAAGGAGAUCCAAUGCAGCUGGAAGAAAAUUACCAACAAUAUAAGAGAUAUCUUUGAUUUUAAAGAAGUCCUGGGCUCGGGCUCAUUUUCUGAAGUGUUUCUGGUGAGAGAGAGAACGACUGGGAACUUUUACGCCCUGAAGUGUGUGAAGAAAAAACAGCUGCACAACUCAAACCUGGAGAAUGAGAUCAAAGUUCUGAGGAGGAUAAAGCACAGUAAUGUGGUGGGUCUGGUGGAUUUCUAUGAAACCCGAACACACUAUCAUCUGGUUAUGGAGCUGGUCUCGGGUGGAGAGCUGUUUGAUCGUAUUCUGGAUCGAGGUGUUUACACAGAAAAAGAUGCCAGUCAUGUGGUCAAACAGGUCCUGGAGGCUGUAUCAUACCUGCAUCAAAACAGCAUCGUUCACAGAGACCUGAAGCCGGAGAACUUACUGUACUACAGUCCAGAUGAAAAUGCUAAGAUCAUGAUCAGUGACUUUGGUUUGUCUAAGAUGUCUGAUCAUGAUGUGAUGUCCACAGCCUGUGGGACACCAGGAUAUGUUGCUCCAGAGGUUUUGGCUCAUAAGCCGUACAGUAAAGCUGUGGACUGUUGGUCUAUUGGAGUUAUAACAUACGUCCUGUUGUGUGGAUAUCCACCAUUCUACGAGGAGAACGAAACGCGACUUUUCUCCAAAAUAAUGAAGGCAGAAUAUGCGUUUCACUCCCCGUACUGGGACAACAUCUCAGAGUCGGCAAAGGAUUUUAUUCGACAUAUGCUGGAGAAAAACCCCAGUAAACGUUUCACAACUGAACAAGCGCUCGAUCACCCAUGGAUUAUCGGUGUGACAGCUCAAAAUGACAACAUCUAUCAGUCCGUCUGUCAACAGAUCCAGAAAAACUUUGCCAAAUCCAGAUGGAAGCGAGUCAUUAAUGCGACAGUUGUAGUUCAGCACAUGCGACGGCUCCAGAUUGCUCAUGCGGAUCCUGUGGUCUCCACCCCACCGCCAUCGAUCGAGGUGAUGGACGUCUCGUCCGUCAGUCCGCCCGCAGACGAGCUGGACACCAAUGGCAACCUAUCGUGCAGUCACAUGAGCCUGUCUCCUCAGUGUGAUGUCAUCAUCAGGCGCGGCCCGCUGAAGGCCUGUAACAGUGAGCCGAUGCACGCGCUGGUCAUCAGUGAAAGCGGACAGCACUCGUAUCAUUCUGAAUCUGAUCUGACCUGUGCCGCCGACAGAACGGGUGCUGCGGAUGGGCGUGGUCAGUCUCUGCAGACCGGAGUCUGCUCGGUGAUGUAAUCAGCUGACUGGUGAAUGACAGCUGUCAGUCAAAUGAAGAUGAUAUCAUCAAAAGAUGGAUUUGUGCGGUGUUAUUUCUUUAAGGGAUUAUCUCCACAACAAACCCACAACUUGAAUCAAGAGUUACACAAGUGCCAACCACACACACACACACACACACACACACAUUCUGGUUUCCAUGUUUUGUGGGGACAUUCCAUAGGCGUAAUGCAUUUUAUACCAUACAAACUGUAUAUUCUAUUCCCCUUACCUGCCCCAUUCCCUAACCCCAACCAUCACAAAAACCUUUCUUGUACCUUAGAUUUUCAAUAAACAUCAUCUUGUUUGAUUUAUAAGCUUGUUUCCUCAUGGGGACAUCAAAAUGUCCCCACAAGGUCACAAAAAAACUGGUAUUCCUAUCUUUGUGGGGACAAUUGGUCCCCACAACGUGAUAAUUACCAGGUACACACACACACACACAUUGAAUGAUGAUUUUGCUCAGGAAUGCUUUGUAAGACAGUAUUGAGAUCAUCUGAUUUGUUUAUUGUAUAAAUUAUAUCUACUGAUUGUAUAUUUAUGUACAAUAGUUGUUAUUUAUGCCAUGGUGCAUCAUGGGAAGGUUUGAUGAUGUCAGAACUGAUGAUUUGUGUACAGUAAACUACUGCAGAUAAACUACUGUUUAAUAUCCUCCAGACUCGUUGUUAUAAUAUUAUGAAAUGAUUAUCAUCACAUAUAAACUCUUACUUUAGGAGCUAAUGAAGUGUGUACUGACACAGAUCCCUGCUGUAACAAACACAAACACUGCUGUAUGAA